UCCCAGCCUUGAAAGUUCAGUGACCUGUGACUGUGAUGUGCAACGGGUGCUGGUGGUCUCCCGCCGCAUGUUGCCAAAAGGAAAGCCAUCUCGAGCUACACAUACCCUGAUAAUUUGCAUCCUGUCCAGAUUCCUCUGAGAUAUAGCGGAAGUGCUGAGAAGAUCGAGACAUUAAGCGUUUCAGUUCGAUUAUAAAAAGGCUCUUGAAAUGGAUCGGUCCAAAUUAAAAAAAUACAUGAUCGUUAGAUAUGGAGAUGAAGUACAGCCCAAUGGCAGGAAAGCUGGCGAUGUUGAAACCAUCCCCUGUUAUUGGGCUAAUGAGUUCCCAAAAUCUAAGGAUGGAAAAGUACACUUUGAAUAUCCCAACCCAGACCUCAUUAGUCCAGACUCAAUUAUAUCCCUCAAAAUCAAAUGUGGGAGAGUGCAUGCUAGUAGCGCACUUGCAUGUGAGGGAACCAUCGAAGGAUUUAGCAACUCCUACGAACGAUCACAACAGAACAAAAAUGUUCUGGUGAGGACUGGCAUCAAGCCAUUGGCCACAAGCGAAGAGGAGAAUGGCCGAAGACGACAAAUCCCCAAUAAGCGGUACAACGCAAUUGGUGAGGGUCCAGUAGCGGCGAAGAAGGCCAAAUCCAAAAGUUCGCAGAAGACAAGUAGCGGCAAGUGUGCUGCUGAGCAGGUAGGGGAGGGCGCACCAAGUACGCAAGCUUUGCGCAUGGACUCGAGAAAGUCGACAAGCAACACAGAUGGUUUUGAUCUCUUAGGACUCUCUGGCUUCAUUGAUGAAACAAACGCUGAUGAUGAAGACUUGAGCCCUCACUGUCAGCCAGAUUCAAACUUAGAUUUUGAAACCGAGUGUGAUCAGCUGCUGGAUCUGUCCCCCCCAGAUCAAGAUCAAACAUUGGAGUUUGAAAAUGCAAAGUCUUCGAGCGUAGAAACCCAAAGUCGAGCUGCCACUUCAUUUGACCUGACCAAAUUUGAGAAUGUCCUCUCAGAAUUGGUAGUAAACCAGAAAACGUUCCACAAGGAAUAUAUGGACAAGCUCACCCAGGUGGCUAAGCAAGUAUCCAUGCUGCACCAAGCGUGUUCUAAAAAGGGUCUGGCACCGACUAAAGAAUACACUGAUGAAUUUGGCCUGCCACUCGAGAGUACCGAUGGAACUGCAAAACCCUUCAACGAUUUGAAUGAGCUUUUGAAAGGAGAUAGAGACAAGCAAUUAUCACUCUACAAUAUCCUUAUUGAUUGCUCGUCUGGAGGAGAUCUCAAGGAAAUUGUUACUUCUGCUCUCAGGACUCUUUUAGACGAGAGCAUUUCUAUGCUCUUGGUGUUCGCCAAGCCCAAGAAGUGUCCCACCAAGCCAAGCUUGAUAAAAAUCCCAAUUAAGAAGAGCAUGGUGUGCAAAAUUCUUAUUGCUGCCAUCAAGCAAGUUUGCCAUCACGGCCAAGUCAAGUACCAAGGCAACUCGUCCAUCAACUAUUUGAUCAGCCGUUACCUAACAGCAGGCGGAAAAGGCCGACCAGACUCGUCCAAAGGUGCUACGCAGCGCAAAAAAAAUCAAAGGGCGUUAGCCAAGGAGGGAGAGCUGCAGACCUGA
This is a messenger RNA of Cloeon dipterum, 1594 nucleotides long. RefSeq lists its product as uncharacterized. The record is from RefSeq and is a predicted model, not a curated record. The coding region runs from base 209 to 1594 and encodes 461 amino acids. Lineage: Eukaryota; Metazoa; Arthropoda; Insecta; Ephemeroptera; Baetidae. The transcript is spliced from 9 exons.